This is a messenger RNA of Manis javanica (Malayan pangolin), 904 nucleotides long. Lineage: Eukaryota; Metazoa; Chordata; Mammalia; Pholidota; Manidae. The record is from RefSeq and is a predicted model, not a curated record.
AUGACGGUGCCCUGUCUGGGUGGGGACAAGAGCGAUCUGCUGGCCGAGGGGGUCUUCCCUGAGGAGCUGACAUAUUUGGGGCAGGAACCAGCAUGGGUGGGAGGGUGCAGUUUCCUUCAGCCCCUGUCCCUGCCAUCCCCAGGGACCCCCAAGGGCGUGGACUUCACGACUGUGAGGGAUCUGCUGCUGUCGGUGGAGGGGGUGGAAGCCUUGCACAGCCUGCAUAUCUGGGCGCUGACCGUGGCCCAGCCCGUGCUGUCUGUCCACAUCGCUAUCGCUCAGAAUGCAGAUGCCCAGGCUGUGCUGAAGGCAGCCAGCGCCUGCCUGCAGGGGAAGUUCCAUUUCCACACCAUGACCAUCCAGAUCGAGGACUACUCUGAGGACAUGAAGGAGUGUCAGGCAUGCCAAGGCCCCUCGGACUGACUGCCUAGCAGGUGCCAGCUGGGGCAUGGAUAGGACCUGCAGGUGGCAGGGCUGAGUGUCCCCCAAGCCCAGCUAAGACUGCCUACCCUGGCUGUUAUAGACCAGGUCCCUCUCCUGACCUCUGCCCAUGUUCAGUGUGGAGGAGCCUUUCCCCACUCUGGGAAUGAGGCUCCUCCCCUGCCUCCCGACCCGACUACAGCCAGGCCCUGGCUGGAGACUCGGCAAGUGAAAAGCUUUCGUGACGCUGCUCCUCCAGCUCCUGGGGUGGCUCCCAGCAGGGCUCGGUUUGGGGUCCAAUCCUCAGCUAAUGCUGUCCUACCACCAGCCUCUGGACAGGCAAAAAGGCACAGUGACGGGGGACAGUGGGGAGACUGACUGCAGCGUCCCUUCGCUCACUUGCCUCAUUUCCCGUUUUCAGUCUGGCCUUUGCCUUAUGAAUCUGUGAAGAAGCCCUGAAACAGAGCUCUCCCUCUGCAUAUUA